AUGCAGGCUGCUUCUAAAAACAUUUGUGAAAGACUGUGCAAUAAGUUCAUCCGUGAAAUUUCCUUGCUACUAAAUAUUCCACUGUCAACUGUUCAUGGUAUUACAACAAAGUGGAAUCAACUGAGAACUACAGCAACUCAGCCACGAAGUGGGAGGCCAAGUAAAAUGACAGAGCGGGGUCAGUGCAUGCUGAAGCACACAGUGCGCAGAAGUCGCCAACGGUCUGCAGAGUCAAUAGCUAAAGAUCUCCAAACUUCGUGUGGCCUUCAGAUUAGCACAACAACAGUGCAUAAGGAACUUCAUGUAAUGGGUUCCCAUGGCUGAGCAGCUGCAUCCAAGCCUCAGAUCACUAAGUGCAAUGCAAAGCAGUGGUGUAAAGCACACCACCACUGGACUCUAG
Messenger RNA from Staurois parvus, 400 nucleotides. The record is from the annotation of a GenBank genome assembly. NCBI's taxonomy places the organism in Eukaryota, Metazoa, Chordata, Amphibia, Anura, Ranidae.